Molecule: messenger RNA, 2869 nt
Organism: Paramormyrops kingsleyae
Lineage: Eukaryota; Metazoa; Chordata; Actinopteri; Osteoglossiformes; Mormyridae
Gene: plcd1a
Product: phospholipase C, delta 1a
Biological process (GO): intracellular signal transduction; lipid metabolic process
Cellular component (GO): plasma membrane
Molecular function (GO): phosphatidylinositol-4,5-bisphosphate phospholipase C activity; calcium ion binding
Source: RefSeq, a predicted model, not a curated record
GUACAGCAGGAUGAACGGAGCAGGGUGAAUGUUCAGAGGCGUUUUGAACUUUCUUUUUCCUUUUUUUCUGGUUUUCACUGGGACUCCCUAGCCCGUGAACAGCACACGCCCCGAGACACUGGCAGGAAUUGGGAAACGUCAUGGAUAUUUCGAGCAAACUUUCCGGCCUUUGCUCAAAACCAUACGCCGCAGUUUCGGGAAGGUUUAAAUGCCUUUUUUAGAGAAACAUUUCGAAUAGAACAAAGCGGACAGAUAAUGUCGCAGCCGAAGAGUGGAAGUGUUGGAUUUGAAAAUGGGAAGAUGACAGGCUUAGAGGGGAACACAGAUGUUACGUUCAUACAGUCAGGAGGGUACCUGACGAAGAUACGUUCAGCCAAAUGGCAGAAAGAACGCUACUACAAGCUUCUGGAUGACUUCAGCACCGUGUGGUAUGAGUCGAGGAAGAUGGUGGGGCGCAAACAGACUUUCUCCGUCAACGAUAUUGACUCGGUGAGGCACGGCAGGCAGACAGAGGGACUACAGCGGUUUGUGGGGGAGAAGCUUGAGGGCCGCUGCUUCUCCAUUAUCUUCAAAGGCCGGAAGGAGAAUCUGGACCUUAUCGCAGGAUCAGAAGAGGAUGCAUCGCACUGGAUCACAGGUCUUGAGAAGGUUGUCAACAUGAUGCAGCACUUCAGUCGACAGCAGAGCAGUGAGCACUGGAUCUUCACCUGCAUGCGCAAAGCAGACAAGGACAAUGACAAUAGGAUGAACCUGAAGGAAAUUAAACACUUUCUCAAGCAGAUCAACAUCCAGGUGAACGACCAUUAUGCAGAGCAAAUCUUUAAGCAAUGCGACACCAAUGGCUCAGGCACACUGGAGGGGGCCGAGAUCAUGAAGUUUUACAGCAUACUGACCAAACGGGAGGAGAUCGACACCAUCUACAAUGAAUUUGCCCGUACGAACAACCUCAUGGGUGCCACCGACCUGCUUGACUUCCUGCUGAACCAGCAACGGGAGCAGUUGUCCUUGGAAGAUGCUCACCAGCUGAUCCAGAAGUAUGAGCUGGAUGAGACAGCCAAACAAAACCAGUGCAUGACCAAAGAUGGCUUCUUAAUGUACCUGCAGCAAGAGGGUGUGAUAUUCAAUCCUGCGCACAAGGAUAUCUAUCAAGACAUGAAUCAGCCCCUCAACCAUUACUUCAUCUCAUCCUCCCAUAACACUUACCUAAUGGAGGAUCAGCUGAAGGGUCCCAGUAGCACUGAGGCCUACAUCCGAGCACUGAUGAAGGGCUGCCGCUGCGUGGAGCUUGACUGCUGGGACGGGGUCGAAGGUGAGCCGGUCAUAUACCACGGCCAUACCCUCACCUCUAAAGUCCUCUUCAAAGAUGUCAUCAAAGCCAUCAAGGAGUACGCCUUCAAGGUCUCCGAGUUCCCGGUCAUCCUCUCCAUGGAGAACCACUGCUCCAUUGAGCAGCAGAAACGCAUGGCCUAUCACAUGAUCAAUAUUCUGGGCAGUGCCCUGGUGACGGAGCCCUUGGGAGACACGAUGCCCACCAGCCUGCCCUCACCGAAGGAGCUGAAGGGCCGCAUCCUGGUCAAGGGCAAGUGCAUGAACAAGCUGGACGUGUUCUUCAACCCCAUCAGCGCAAUGGAAGAAGGCAGCGUUUCCGAGGAGGACGAGGCGGCUGAGAUGAAGGAGGAAUCCAAGCCCAUUAAUUCCAACAUGAAGCUGGCAAAGGAGCUCUCUGAUGUGGUCAUCUAUUGCAAAAGCGUCCACUUUAAGGGUUUCGAGUAUGCAAGAGACAACCAGAGCUUCUAUGAGUUAGCAUCCUUGAAAGAGAGCAAAGCGCUCCAGCUCGCAAAAACAUCAGCCAAUGCCUUCACUCGCCACAAUGCAGCCAAGCUGAGCAGGAUUUACCCAGCGGGCUCCAGGACGGACUCGUCCAAUUAUAACCCUGUGCCCAUGUGGAACGUCGGCUGUCAGAUAGUGGCACUGAACUUCCAGACACCAUGCUGCGAGAUGGACCUGAACCAAGGCCUCUUCCUUCCAAACGGGCGCUGUGGAUACAUCCUGAAACCCAAAUUCCUGCGUGACAAAAACUCUGGGUUUGACCCCAAUGGCCUGUCCCCGGAGCUGCGGAUGCAGAACACGAUCUUCCAUGUGAUGGUCAUCUCAGCACAGCAGCUGCCAAAACUGAACACAGAGAAGCCUGGGUCCAUUGUGGACCCCCUUGUGAAGGUAGAAAUCUUUGGUGUGCCCGGUGACACCGUUGAGAAAAAGACACACCACAUCAAUAAUAACGGUUUCAAACCCAUGUGGAACGAGAAGUUCAAGUUCAUUAUCCACGUCCCGGAGCUGACCCUGGUGCGCUUCGAGGUGGAGGACUACGACACCGCGUCCAACAACGACUUCAUUGGACAGUACACUCUGCCAUUCACCAGCAUACAGAACGGAUACCGGCACAUUCCUCUGUAUAACAAAAGGGGACAUUUAAUCCCUUCAGCUGGACUCUUUGUGCACGUCAUGAUCAUGAACUCCGAGUAGAAGCCACCUUCGGAGGCAUUCGCACCUUAUCAUAUACCAAAGGUCACUAUUAUCUAAGAUCUGAAAAAUUGGGCUGCCGUUUUUCCUUUUUUUUUUAACCAGUUGGAUGUGGGGCUCCAGGUGAAGUAUAUGUCAUUUUAUUUGCAGGGACUUCAUUAGCAUAUUUAUUCUAGUCAGUAUUUAAGAUGUGAUUUGCAGUCUAUUUGUAAAUGUCUCUAAUUGCAGAUACGAAUAUAUAGCAGUGCAUUGUCAAACAUUUAAAAUCAAGUGUACUUUAUUAUAUUUCAAUUAUGUUCAUUUCUGAUGGGUUGUUUAUAAAUUGCAAUAAACUGGAAGAGUCUGUUUA